This is a messenger RNA of Setaria italica (foxtail millet), 1328 nucleotides long. Its product is annotated as translation initiation factor IF-2. NCBI's taxonomy places the organism in Eukaryota, Viridiplantae, Streptophyta, Magnoliopsida, Poales, Poaceae. The record is from RefSeq and is a predicted model, not a curated record. The coding region runs from base 103 to 942 and encodes 279 amino acids. The transcript is spliced from 4 exons.
UCCUCUCACAUUGCGUUAGCGCUGCUCUGCUGCCGCCGCCGCUGCGCCGCGCGCCUCGUCUUCCCCGAUUCGCCUCCGGGCCGGAUAAGAUCCGCAAUCCCCAUGGCGGCGAAGGCGAAGGAGGAGGAGUUCACGGAGGAGGAGGUGGAGGUGGCUGACAUUCUUUGCAACCUCAAGAAGGUCCUGCGGGCGCGGGAGCGGCGGUGGCGGCGGCGGAUGCAGCGGCUCCUGCCGGCGGCCCCGGAGAUCCCUUCGUGGGGGCGACGCCGGCCGCGGUCGAUGCCGGAGGAGAAGCCCGCCGCCGCUCCCGCCCCGGCCCCGCCCCCCACCGCCGCUUCUGGGGUCGCGGAGAGGGACGGCGCCGCCAGCCCCAACACCCCGCUCGCCUACCCGGAGAGCGGCGGGGACGACGCGCCGGCGGAGGAGGAGGACGCCAAGAAACCCACCUCGCACGAGCAGUGGGUGCACGAGCAGCAAGGCGUCGUCGCGAGCUUGUCCCAGGAGAACGCGCAUCUCCUCAAGCAAAUCGAGGAGUACAGAGCUCGGCUGGAGAGCUCGAGGAGCACGAACGAGAGCCUGAAACAGUUGCACAAGGUGAAGCGGGAGCAGGAGGAGCAGGAGCAGGCGCGGAAAAGGCCGCGGGUGGAGGCGCAGGCGCCGCCGGCAGCGGAUCCUCGGGCGGCGGCGGCGCUGGGGCUGGGGCUGGACCUGAACGAGCCGGCGCGGGCGCCGGUGGAGGACGCGCAGGCUCGGGCGCAGCAGGCUCAGGCGGCCGCGGCCGCGGCUGCAGCGGCGGCGGCGGAGUGGUACCGGCGGGCGCAGCUGCAGGCGGCGAUGCGGAAGGCGGCCGUCUCGGCGGGGGCGCGGCGGCGGCGGCUGGAGAUCCUGCGGGCCAAGGUGGCGUGCCCGCUGGUGUCGAGCAGGCCGCGGCGCGUGGGGUGACCACGGAGCACUGAGCAGGUAGCGCUGACCGAGGAUCGUCGACGGCGUCCUCCAUUGACGCGCGGAAGUUUUGAGCGUGGCAAGGCUAGUCGAAUCGGACUAGCCAGUGUAGCACUAGCAUUGUAGUAGUAGUAAGUAGUAUUUGUUAUACUAAGAUUACUAGUAGUAAUAUAUAGUAGUGCAAUUAAAUUAAACGCAAACUGUUUUUGCGAUGAGAGUGUAGGAGGAAGGAAUUGAAGCCCAUUCAUAUUCAUGUGUAGGUUGGUUUAGGCAAAUGAGCUGGUUGUCGGCCUGGAACAUUGUGAGAUUUUGAUCGGUAUAUCACUAGUGACCAUUAUUAUUGAUUACAUUAAUUGUAUGUAUGGAUUGGCAAUGCAGCCCGUCAA